GGUGGUGUGAAACCUCAGCUUCGAGGUGGGGAAUGUUCUGUCCUGGGUUGUGAACAGUAGGAAUGCAGGAAAUGUUCGUUUCUGGUGUGUGUGUGUGUGUGUGUGUGGGUGUGUGUGCCGGAUCGCAGCUAAGGUUCGUUGCUGGUGUGUGUGUUCAGAAACGCAGGAAAGUGUUGUGUCCUUCCCUGUGGCUUCGCUAUUUCCUCGAACCAACUGUGGAGACACCCAGGCGUCCCUGCGGGGCGGCCUCUGGUGAAUGGGCUGAACUGAGACAAUACUGUUUUCCGUGUCGAAGUAGUGUGGAGAAGACGGGUUCCUUGAGUUGAUUGGUCCUUGUGAAGGUGGAGGGGGGACAACGUUCGGUUCGGAGGUGUAACAUAAGUAAGUAAGCUUCUCGCCUGUUGUUAUGUAGGCGGCUGUCAUGUUAUUGAUUAUCUGUCGGUACAGAGUUAAUUCCUUGAUUAACGGUAAGCAGUCAAACGGGGGGGAGAGGUGAAUUCACCACAAGGGUAGAAGGAGGGGGGAAGCGAAAUGGCGGGAAAGGGUCCUGACUGGGCGGGGUUAUUGAAAUGGAGUGUGAAACAAUCAGACGGAACGAGACCGAGUCGGCAAAUAAGCGAGGAAGAUCGGAAAUGGUUUCAAGAGGCGAUGAGCGCCCAGACCAUCGAUGUCAUUAAACGGAUGAAGGAGAUCACGAUGGUCAUGAACAUUCCAAGUGAGACGCUACAAGAACAAGGAGUGACCGUUGAGGAACUGGAGUCCAUGCUGGAAGAGCUGCAGGACCAUGUGGAAUGCAUCGACAUGGCAAACGAUCUACACGCCAUUGGGGGACUGAAGCCACUUUUAGGGUUCCUUCACAGCAAAGAGCCAUGCUUGAGAGCACGGGCGGCGGAGGUGGUGUCGACGAUGGUGCAAAAUAACCCAAAAAGUCAGCAAAAUAUUAUGAAUGCUGGUGGGCUCGAACCGCUGAUUUACAACUUCACAUCGGAUGAAGACGUUUUGGUGCGAACGAAGUCUCUGGGCGCGAUCUCUCAACUCAUUCGGCACAACAAGGCGGGACUUGAGGCGUUUCGCAUGAGUGCUGGUUUUUCCAAGCUCAAGGAGGCUAUGACGUCCGAUCAUCCAAAGUUGCGGAGAAAGGCUCUCUCGGUGCUGCUCUACGUGAUCGAAGCGUCGCCUUCCGAUUCGAAAAGCACCAUCCGAUUGGGCUUCGUCAAACCGUUGGUAUCGAUGGCUAGUAGCAAUUCCAAUUGGGAGAUACGAGAGGCGGCGUUGCUGGUCCUCCAGGAGCUAGCGCGUCGAGGUGGGGAAGAGGUCCAGGCAUGUAAAGAGGAAGGGAUGCUGAAAGAGAAUCUGACGGCGAGGAUCGACGAGAUCGUUCAAGGCAAGGGGGAUGCGUCGAUGGAGGAAAGAAUGCUCAUUGAUGCUCUCUGGCAAGAAUGCUACAAGCAGACGUCUCCGUUGAGGGAGAAGAGUUUGUUGCUGCCCAUUCAUUCUGGAGAACGACCUGUCAUUUCAGAGGAGGCAGUUGGGGAAGCGGGUAGCUUUGAGAGGGAUGCUGCAGGAGCGGAUGAGCAAGUUGCAGCUGCUGCUGCAACGACUGCUCCUGCUGGUAGUGCAGGCGAGAAAACGGCGGGAAGCACGGAUUCGACAGGGCGAGGAGCAGAAGGAAGAAAAGAAGGAGCGAGCCCUGUGCUGAGCCUGACGGCACCUCCUGGAAGAGGAUGAAGGCAUGAUCGAGUGCCCUUGCAAAUUGGGAGGUCGCUGCUUUUACUUGUAUUCUUCGCGCCCAGCAACAUCUUGUACGACUCGACGAAUUCCGAAGGUGGAUCGAUGAAGACGAAGAGUGGUGCAUGACGUACUGUACGGUGGAGACGCAGUGGAGGUUUUGAAGUUUUAUCUGUCGAAGGUGCUGAAUGAAAAAGUGCGUGAGCGUACCCUUCGUUCAACUGUCCCCUGGCUUCCAGAGUUUCUCUCUUCUUUCCUCCACGUCGUUUUUACUGUGUUCGACUCUCUCUCUCUCUCUCCCUCGAGCCCGCGUCACCGUCAUGGCUCAGUGCGCGGACUGGGGAGUGGCCUGGAUGGUCAGAUGAGGAGAAGGAGCACAGGCUACUAAGUAAGCUGACGAUACCGAAACUUGCAGGUCGCCAGAAUGGAGAAGUACAAAACCGUGGCCCGGCGGGAGAGGAUAGUGGUUGGAACGGCCUCUCACAGACGGUAGGUACAUGCGUGUUCUCCCUUCCCCACUCCCCGGGCGCCGAACGUUGAUGAGUUUGUUUGAUCUCCGACUGUCAUGGAAGGUGUGAGACUCUGCCUUUCGGAACAGAGUGGGUUGUGUUCAGCCUGCUACCUGGAGAGCGAACAGGUUUGCUCUGAAAGCGGGUUUCAGAUCUCUCACGGGCUCAGAGAAUUCAGGAUAUCACAAAUGACCUCUGCCUAGCAAUCAUCUGCCGGUACGUAAAUAAAUGCGUAGGUGGGUGGAGAGGAGCAGAUCUCCAUUUCCUUUCUUGGAUAUUGGAGGAACUAUAUAGAGCGCGCCUUGGCGGUCGUUUUUUUAGGUUUCUUUUUGCUUCCCAAGAGGUUGCGUUUCCAUUUCCCAUCUCCCCCCCGGCCGGUAGCUUCCCCUUGAAAAGGUCCGUUGAAAAGAGCACAUGGGAUUUUGUUCUGAAUACAGGGCAGUAAAGGCAGGCUUCGAUCAACGAUGAGGAAGGGAAGUCCAGCAUUGUGGCGCGUCACAAACCAGAAAGAGAACAGAGGAUGGAAUUCUGGACGGUUUUUCUCAGCGAGCAUCGGUGUACAAAUGGAACGAGAAGAGGACGGAUGGAAUACCCUUUAAUCAGGAAGCAUCGACAGCAAGUGACAGCAGCAUGAAUGCUAUGAGCUGCCUCGUGGAGAUACGUAUGUAUCUGUGUAUGGGUGGAUGGAUGAAUGGACGAGUUGGAUGGUGGAUGGGCGAGUGAAGGGACGGGUUUGUUUUUCUCUGAGGACCCAGACCAAGAGCUUCGGCCGCGUCACAAGAGCGGCGUUUUUCUUGGCAGAAUAGCAACGCCUGUUGGAUAGGGAGGCAACAGCCGUCAGCUGGUAGAGCUUAGUGUGUAAAUGAUUUCGUUUUAACAUGGACAGGGAACACAAUGAGAGGGAAACGUAGCUUGUGUGUACGUUUCUGUUUCUUGCGAAGGACCAUGUUGCAAGUCUGUUGCAAACGGUUUUCUACUUUGUUGUAGGUAUGUGACGGUAUAUCUAUAUGUAUUGAACAGGGGGCACACCCUAUGGCUGCAGCAGCACGUGUGUUCUCGCAGGCAAUCUUAGGGGAGGCCAGUCGAGCUUCCUGCGUGACCCAUGGUGUCGGAUGACACGGGAACAAUAGCGGGGUGUUGUCAGAUAAAAGCAUAAAAUCGAA
Molecule: messenger RNA, 3400 nt
Organism: Chara braunii
Lineage: Eukaryota; Viridiplantae; Streptophyta; Charophyceae; Charales; Characeae
Source: the annotation of a GenBank genome assembly